Molecule: messenger RNA, 1943 nt
Organism: Radiomyces spectabilis
Lineage: Eukaryota; Fungi; Mucoromycota; Mucoromycetes; Mucorales; Radiomycetaceae
Product: WD40-repeat-containing domain protein
Exons: 5
Coding region: 36-1739 (567 amino acids)
Biological process (GO): mRNA splicing, via spliceosome
Cellular component (GO): catalytic step 2 spliceosome
Molecular function (GO): mRNA binding; protein binding
Source: RefSeq, a predicted model, not a curated record
ACAGGAUUUUCGUUCAACAGUUUCAACUGCACGCCAUGGAUUUGGUCAAUAAUUACGGUUCCAGUGACGAGGAAGACAAUGUCGUGACAACCACAGUGUCAAAAUCCCUUACGGUGAAUGCCGCUCCAGACACUGGUAUCGAUGUGCGUGAUUCGAAUCAUUUAUAUACAGCGCCUACCGCCACCGAACUGACCGUCAACGUUCCGUAUACUGAUCUUACCCGACCUACCAUGGGACCAGAAAAUCCUUUCUCCAGUCGUAAACUCGCCACACAAAAUAUCUUGACGGGCCACGUCGAAAUGCAGGCAAUAUCCGAAAGCGAUUUCCGAACCCAACUUCGAACGUUUGAAACGUAUGGCUAUGCACGCGAUCCUUCUUUAGGGUCAGCCAAUCUGGCAGGUCAAGUCGGUCAAGGUAUGAUGGGAACAGGCUAUGUAGGCAAUUUGUCCGCAGCCGCUCAUCUGGGAGGCGCAUCCGUGUACGAUGCUGUGCCGAAAGGAUUAAGGCCCAACAAAGAUAUACGUAAAAAGCGAGAAAAGAAGGGCGAUUCAAGCGUACUGGAAGGUGAUAAUGCAUACAAAGGACCGUGGGCUGGAUAUGAGACAGAUCACAAAGCACCGGUGGGCUUGGAGCCGGAACAACAGGAAGAAGUGCAAGCCGUCAUGCACCCUCCCAAGGCCAAAAAAGCCGCCGAACCGGCUGGAAACGAAACAACCAUCUUCCACGGUGCCUCCGAACGCGAUUAUCUUGGCCGCACCUAUAUGGCGGUGCCUCAAGAUUUGGAUGUCAAUUUACUAGGCGAGCCCGGCACCCAGGAUUGCUUUGUCCCCAAACGAUGCAUUCACGUAUGGGAAGGUCACGCUCACGGUACAGCUGCUAUUCGAUUCUUGCCCAAAUCAGCCCAUUUAUUACUUAGUGGUGGUAUGGAUAACAAGCUCAAGAUUUGGGAUGUGUACCAUGACCGAAGUUUAUUGCGCACCAUGAUUGGACACACAAAGGCCGUCCGAGAUAUUGCUUUCAAUAACGAUGGUCGGCAAUUCCUCAGUGCAAGUUACGAUCGCUAUGUAAAAUUAUGGGAUACUGAAACAGGUCAAUGCAUCCGAGCGUUUACUACGGGAAAGACACCUUACUGUGUUACGUUCAACCCUGACGAGGACAAGCAAAACAUCUUCUUGACCGGUUGUUCAGAUAAAAAGAUUGUGCAAUUUGAUACGCGAACGGGUGAAAUUACGCAAGAAUAUGACCAGCAUCUGGGUGCCGUGAAUUCUAUUACAUUUGUGGAUGAUAACCGUCGCUUCAUUUCAACCUCGGACGAUAAAACCAUGCGCGCUUGGGAAUACGAUAUUCCUGUUGUCAUCAAGUACAUUGCUGAACCAGACAUGUAUUCCAUGCCAUCCGUGACCUUGCAUCCUAACAAUAAAUGGAUGGCAUGUCAGUCAUUAGAUAAUCAAAUUGUCGUAUAUGGCGCAAGGGAUCGAUUCCGUAUGAAUCGAAAGAAACGAUUCGCUGGUCACUUGGUGGCCGGUUACGCUUGCAAGCCUGGAUUCUCUCCGGACGGACGAUUUAUCAGUAGCGGUGAUUCCAAUGGCAAUGUAUGGGUAUGGGAUUGGAAGACGUGCAAGAUUUUGAAGAAGUUCAAGGCACACGACAAAGUGGUCAUGAAUACCGAAUGGCAUCCUCAUGAAACCUCGAAAAUGGCAACGUGUUCGUGGGAUGGCUCUAUCAAAUACUGGGAUUAGAAGAAGGGGAAAAGGAAAAAAAGAAACCACGCAAACACUCUGUCAAUAAUAAAAACCGCAUAAAUUAACGGUCUUGUGUACCUUGAAAACGUGAAAUGUCUUUGGGGGGCCAGUAACUCUUUGUUGGAAGUUUUUAAUCAUGUUGGUGCUUUGUAUAAUAAAAAAAUCAAAAUGAUGGAGCACCAUUUCUUACAGGAAGAGAAA